UGCCCGGAGGGGCCUUUGGCCUGGACUCCCCAGGUCUCGUCUGCGGGACCAGGUCCAAGCUGUCCCAGGCCAGUGGGGCCGGCAGGCCUGGCUCACCGGAGGUGUGGUCUGCUCAGAGGGAGGCUGGUCAGGGCAGGGGUUCAUCGGGGGCCCACAUCUGGGCCUCUAGCCCCGGGCACAGCCAAGGCCAGAGCAGCAGGAAGACUACAUUUCCCAGAGUCCCCCAGGCCCUGGGAAGGAGCCAUUGGAAGAUUUAAAUAGCCAGGCCUGAGGCAGCCAGGCCGCAGCUGUGGACUCGUCCGCCUCCCGGGUGGCUCCAUUGGCGCUGGCCCGCGCUGGGGGGCUCGAUUGGCUGCCCAGCUGGCACUGACACUCCCUGGGCGCCUGGUGGCAGCCGGAGGUAAACAGCCAUGUGCGAUCCUGCUCUCUAUAUUUAACAGCUGCCGCAGAGCAGGCAGGGAGGCAGGGAGCAGUGGCGGCUCCCGGGCUCCCGUCUUGGGGAGAAGGCCCUUGCAGCCAGGCUGGCACCGGCCCUCGCCCUGUGAUCGUCACCAUGCCUGCCUCCCAGAGCCGGGCCCGGGCCCGGGACCGCAACAACAUCCUCAACCGGGCCGAGUUCCUGUCCCUGAACCAGCCCCCCAAGGGAGCCCCGGAGCCCCGAGGCUCGGCCAGGAAGGCCUCCGGCCCCUCGGCGCAGCCCCCACCCCCUGGCGACGGGGCCCGUGAGCGGCGCCAGUCGCAGCAGCUGCCCGAGGAGGACUGCAUGCAGCUGAACCCCUCCUUCAAGGGCAUCGCCUUCAACUCCCUGCUGGCCAUUGACAUCUGCAUGUCCAAGCGCCUGGGGGUGUGCGCCGGCCGGGCCGCGUCCUGGGCCAGCGCCCGCUCCAUGGUCAAGCUCAUUGGCAUCACCGGCCACGGCAUCCCCUGGAUCGGGGGUACCAUCCUCUGCCUGGUGAAGAGCAGCACGCUGGCCGGCCAGGAGGUGCUCAUGAACCUGCUUCUGGCCCUGCUCCUGGACAUCAUGACGGUGGCGGGCGUGCAGAAGCUCAUCAAGCGACGCGGCCCGUUCGAGUCGAGCCCCAGCCUCCUGGACUACCUCACCAUGGACGUCUACGCCUUCCCCGCCGGGCACGCCAGCCGCGCGGCCAUGGUGUCCAAGUUCUUCCUCAGCCACCUGGUGCUGGCGGUGCCCCUGCGCGUCCUGCUGGUGCUCUGGGCCCUCUGCGUGGGGCUGUCGCGGGUGAUGAUCGGCCGCCACCACAUCACCGACGUCCUCUCCGGCUUCGCCAUCGGCUACUUCCAGUUCCGCCUGGUCGAGCUAGUCUGGAUGUCCUCCAACACCUGCCAGAUGCUCAUCUCCGCCUGGUGAGCCGCCUGUCUGAGGCCCCGGGGCCAGGGGUGGCCCGAGAGGCGGCCGGAGGACAGAGCCCCGGCAGGGGAGGGGGCCCCAGGCAGCCCCGGUGCAUCUUCCCAUCUUGGAGGCUGGUGACCGCAGGUGUGGCCCUCCAGUGACUGGCACACCCCUGGGUGCUGGGUGCCCCUUUCAUGGGAUGCUGGUCCCUCCCCAGGCAGCCUGGGCCCGGCCUCGGGAACAGCGCCCCUCGGCUUCCGCUCUGAGAUACUGGGAGAGAACCAGGGUGGCGGGAGAGCGGCCCAGCCUUGUUUUGUCCUUUCAUCGUCAUGACUGUUGAGUUCCUGGCUGUGCCCACCCCACCCCAGCACGACGCCAGGCAAAAUAGCCACCACCCAGACAGGUGCCAUCACCAUUUGACGGGCAUCGCUAGCUUAGGGCAGCGCUUUCCGAAGGGUGCCUCACUGGACACCAGCCUGCACGAUGCUUUGGGAGGAAAAAUGGUUUUGUGGUCAAACACGUUUGAGAAAUGCUGCAUAUCUGUUGGACAUUCGCAAGGGCCCGUGUGGUCGUAAAGGCUCUAAGUCCUGUAGGAAAGCUUCCAUCAAACCUUGUUGAACCCCUGUCUCCUAAACUUAUUUGACCUCAGAACCCUUUUCUCGAGGAACAGCUACGAAUCCUGCAGGGAACCGCAUUUCCCCAAGCAUGUUGGGAGAUGCUGCCUGGGAGCAGAGGGGCCGGAGGGCUGAGCUGGCCUCUCCCCACACCGGGCCCAGAGCCUGGGGGAACCAGGCGUCUGCGGCACGCCUGCAGAAAGCCCCUAGCCCAGGGCAUCGGUGCCGCUUUGGCCCCCAGGGGCCGGACUCCGUGUGACCUAAUAGGUCGUUUCCAAGUCAGCCGUUUUGAAUGUACACUUCAUGUGACAAUACAGAUGACAUGCAAGCA
Phacochoerus africanus (Common warthog) is the source of this 2296-nucleotide messenger RNA. It is a transcript of the gene PLPP7, whose product is annotated as phospholipid phosphatase 7 (inactive). The record is from RefSeq and is a predicted model, not a curated record. The transcript is spliced from 2 exons. NCBI's taxonomy places the organism in Eukaryota, Metazoa, Chordata, Mammalia, Artiodactyla, Suidae. Gene Ontology annotation, molecular function: sphingosine-1-phosphate phosphatase activity. The coding region runs from base 554 to 1369 and encodes 271 amino acids. Gene Ontology annotation, cellular component: nuclear envelope.